Messenger RNA from Miscanthus lutarioriparius, 1458 nucleotides. The record is from the annotation of a GenBank genome assembly. Lineage: Eukaryota; Viridiplantae; Streptophyta; Magnoliopsida; Poales; Poaceae.
AUGGCACUGAAAAAUGUGAUCCGUUUCAUUUUGGUGCUGGCCCAUGUGAGCAGUUGUCUGGCUCGAUCAGGGAACAUGUUCUCUCCUGGCUUCGUUUCAGCAUCAAAGCCAUUACCAAGCUGGCCAAUUUUGAGUGCAGGAACAUCUGUAACUGUGGCUCUUGUUCUGUCGUUGUUUCUAACCUUUGAGCAUCUGUGUGCAUACCAUCAACCUGAGGAGCAAAAAUUCAUGAUUGGUCUGAUUCUGAUGGUUCCAGUAUAUGCUGUUCAAUCAUUCUUUUCAUUACUGGAUUCGAAUGUCGCAUUCAUCUGUGAACUGAUGCGUGACUGUUACGAGGCAUUUGCCAUGUAUUGUUUUGAGAGAUAUUUGAUAGCAUGCUUAGGUGGGGAGGAAAGUACCAUUAGGUUUAUGGAGGGUCGGCUCCAAAUAAGUGAGAGCUCACCUCUGCUAGAUAUUGAUUAUGAUUAUGGCAUUGUGAAGCAUCCUUUCCCAUUGAGCUGCUUUAUGAGAAAUUGGUACCUUGGUCCCGACUUCUACCAUGCUGUGAAGAUUGGUAUUGUGCAAUAUAUGAUCCUCAAACCUAUCUGUGCUGUCUUGGCAAUUUUCUUUGAACUUCUUGGAAUCUAUGGAGAAGGAAAGUUUGGGUGGAAAUACGGGUAUCCAUAUUUGGCUGUUGUCCUAAAUUUCAGCCAGACAUGGGCAUUAUAUUGUCUUAUACAGUUUUAUACUGCUACCAAGGAGAAGCUGGAACCUAUAAAGCCUCUGUCCAAGUUUCUUACUUUCAAAUCUAUUGUGUUUUUGACCUGGUGGCAGGGUGUUGCUGUUGCGUUUCUUUUCUCAACUGGACUUUUUAAUGGACAUUUGGCACAAAGGUUUCAAACACGUAUCCAGGAUUACAUUAUAUGCCUUGAGAUGGGGGUUGCUGCAGUGGUCCAUUUAAAAGUCUUUCCAGCUAAACCUUACAGCCGUGGGGAAAGAAGUGUUCGCAAUGUGGCUGUCAUGUCUGAUUAUGCAUCACUGGGAGCUCCAGAUCCUGAAGAAAUCGGAGGAGGGAUUGACAGCUUAACAGUCUUGCAAACUCCUGCCACUAAAGACAGGCGGUUGAGUUUUUCUCAGAGUGUUCGUGAUGUUGUGUUGGGCAGCGGUGAAAUCAUGGUUGAUGACGUCAAAUAUACAGUUUCCCAUGUCGUGGAGCCUAUGGAGCGGAGUUUUACAAAGAUAAAUAAGACAAUUCAUCAAAUCUCAGAAAACGUCAAGCAGCUUGAGAAGCAAAAGAGGAAGGCAAAGGAUGACAGUCAUCUUAUUCCCCUAGAACCAUGGUCAGAGGAAUUUUCAGAAGCUCAUGAUCAUGUUGUGGGCGGUAGUGUCAGUGAUAGCGGAUUGGCUAAGACUAGGUACAACAGGAUCUCAAAUAGGCCCCGGAGGUCAUUUGAGUCCAGAUUGCGCAGAUGGUUCUAG